UCUCUGUAGAGUGCGCUAGUUUGAACUUUAAAGAACGUGUAGAAAACUUACUGUCAAGUUCGUAUAUACGUUUAAUUUUCUUUUAAACAAGAUUUUAUCGCUAAAGAAUAAUUAUUUUCGUUGAACAUUACGUUGUUUAUUACUGAAUCAUAAGAGUACUCUAGUUAUUGAAAUAAAUAGCGCUGCGUUACUUUCAUUCAGAUUUAUUUCGAUAAAAAAGAAUUUGGGAAUACCAUUGAAAUGAGCGAUGCUCCAGGAUCGAAGAAAACAGGAGGUCAGAGUUCUAAUAAUCCCAAUCAAUACGAAUUCGAUGGACAAAGUUAUGUGUAUAUGGAUAAAACAACAAAUGUGAAAUACAAAUUUGAUCAAGUGAAAAACCAGUGGGUUCCUCAAGAUCAGAGUCAAAAUGAAUCAGGGAAAGAUGACGAAAAGAAAGAAGAGGCCAGUGGACCUGCGGUAGCAGCUCCAGGUGGAAUAUAUGGUUUUGAAAAUGAUACUCAUACAUAUACGGAUCCUAAUGAUGGUAGUGUUUAUAUUUGGGACAGAGAGAAGAAUGCAUGGUUUCCUAAAGUUGAUGAAGACUUUAUGGCUAGAUAUCAAAUGAGCUAUGGAUUUACUAAUUCUAAUGCCACAGAACCUUCACAGAAGAUACCAGAAAAUCCUGUACAACCUCUUCUUCAACCAAAGUUAACGAAAGAGCAAAAGAAAGCAGAAGCCAAAAGGAAAGCUCAGGAGCCACCUACUUGGUUUGAGAUAGAUGAAGCCCACAAUACUGCUAUCUAUGUUUCUGGAUUACCUAUGGACAUCACUUUGGAGGAACUUACAGAACUCUUCAAUAAAUGUGGUCUCAUUGCCAGGGAUGAGAAAGGCAAAGAUAAGAUCAAGUUGUAUAGAGAUUCUGCUGGGGAAUUGAAGGGUGAUGCUCUUUGUACGUACAUCAAGGUGGAAUCCGUUGACUUAGCAUUGAAAAUUCUGGACGGUUGGCAGAUAAGAGGAAAAACAUUAUCGGUGCAAAGAGCGAAGUUUCAAAUGAAGGGAGAGUACGACCCAGCAUUGAAACCAAAACGAAAAAAGAAAGACAAAGAUCGACAGAAGAAGAUCCAAGAGAGAUUAUUCGAUUGGAGGCCAGAUCGAUUGCCGGGUGAACCACUGAAAUGCGAGAGAGUUGUGAUAAUAAAAAAUCUUUUCUCACCGAAAGAUUUCGAUCAGGAGGUCGCUCUUCUUCUGGAGUAUCAGCAGGACAUUCGACAGGAAUGUCAAAAGUGUGGGGAUGUUAGGAAAGUUAUCAUAUAUGAUCGGCAUCCCGAAGGAGUUGCUCAGGUAACUUUUCGUGAACCUGCUGAGGCUCAAGCUUGCGUUCAAUUGUUAAAUGGACGUUGGUUUAGUCAAAGAAAAAUAUCAGCCGAAAUUUGGGAUGGCAAAACCAAGUACAAAAUUACCGAAACGGAUGCUGAGAUCGAGGCGCGAUUAGACAAAUGGGACGAGUUUUUGGAGCAAGAGGACGAAAAGGAGAAGAAAGGAGGCGGCGAAGGUGGAAGAAGCUAAGUUUGAGGUGAAGAAGGUGGAGGGAAAGGUUGACGACAACAAAAAAAUAGAAGCGAAGUCUUCGGAAUAGAGAAGCGGUGUAUAAAUGAUAUAGGAUGAUAUAUGAAAUUGCAACGAUUUUGUUCGGUCAAUUAUUUUUAGACAAGGACUCGAGCCGUCGACAAAAAAGACAUAGCGAAAUAACUUCGAUAUUUAUUUUUUGUCACUCCCCAAGAUAUCGAUCUACUUACACGGAUCGUACUACAGUAAGCAUUUCUUUCCUUUGCGUUCCAAUUCGCUUGUGAUUUCCGUCGUUUUACCAUAUCCAAGUCGUCGUGCUAUAUUAUUAUCAACGUCGUUGAGCAGAUUGUUAGCGAUUGCGGAUAAAAAAAAAACGAUGAACUUUUUCGAGCCAUAUCCUUCCUUAAAUCUUUCAUCGUCGUUGCAUCAAUAGCCGACGCAUUGCAAGUACAAAAUAUAUUAUCAUUGCAAAUCGAAUGGUGUUCGGUUUAUAUACGGUAAUAUAAAUAUUAAAGAGCGCCCAGUCUUAUAUUUAGUAUUAACAAAGUACGUAAAGCCAUUCCUUACGGAAAUACCGACGAUAUUUCUUGAUCGUAGAAAACUGCUCUGCUGAGUUACAAAGCAUUUGUUAAUACGGAGAGUGUAAAAGUGAACAAUCCUUUUCUCUCCCCACUUCUGCGCUCAGUUCACUUCUAUCCCGCACUUUAUAAAACGUCGAGGGAUAAUGUAAAGCGUUACAUUACUGACGUUCUUCGGAUUACGCGAUGCAAUUUGAUCGAAACGCGUUUCGCGUGCUUCGGCAUACGAGAAGAGAUCAUACGGAACGAACCGAAGUGACUGACCUAGGUUCGAUUCGAACGUUCGAGACGAGAAAGCGCAUUCCCCUUCUUUUUGGAAUUUUUUUCCUCUUCGUAUUUUCAGUUCAGUCAUACGAAGAGUUUUAGAUUAAUCAGCCAACAAAUCGCAUGUAUCUAUUACAUUAGUUUGAUUAUAAUUGUAUGAUAAUAUUGUUUGUCUUUAGAUAAUAUUAAUAAUAAAAUGCUCCAACGCGUCGCUCUCA
Molecule: messenger RNA, 2605 nt
Organism: Vespula pensylvanica (western yellowjacket)
Lineage: Eukaryota; Metazoa; Arthropoda; Insecta; Hymenoptera; Vespidae
Gene: barc
Product: HIV Tat-specific factor 1 homolog
Exons: 7
Coding region: 241-1545 (434 amino acids)
Biological process (GO): mRNA splicing, via spliceosome
Cellular component (GO): U2-type spliceosomal complex; U2 snRNP
Molecular function (GO): RNA binding
Source: RefSeq, a predicted model, not a curated record